CACACCCUUUGCUCUGACCAACUGCACUGUUGUAACAUACGACAAUGGCGACCGCACGAUGUUGUCGCAGACCGUCGUCGAGCGCAUUGCAGAGCGUCUUCGCGACAACCAGCGCGCAACAUGCCACCCUACCAUCCUUCCUGGUCCCCGCGCUGGCCUCCCACCCUCAGACCUCCGCCUUCUCCACCACCUCCCAGUGCCGCUCCAAGAUCGGCCGUGCUCCGCUUUCACUACCGCCCGAGGUGAAGUUCACAAUCACUCAGUCUGCAGCUUCUGGACGAUCCGGCGGCAUUAGCCGCACACAGCCAGGCUCGGUUGUGAAUAUUGAGGGACCGAAAGGCACACUGAGCGUCGCGAUACCGCCAUACAUGAGUGUUUUGGGCGACGAUGCGACUGGGAUACGUACUCUGAGUAUUCUGGACGCUGAGGAUAGGAAGCAGAGGGAGAUGUGGGGUACCGUCCGCGCAUACCUCCAAAACCACAUCCUCGGCGUCAGCGAAGGCCACACAGCCAUCCUACGUUUAGUCGGCGUAGGGUAUCGUGCGACCAUUGAAUCUACCGCAGUCACCAAGCAGCCGGAGUACCCUGGUCAGAAGUUCGUGUCCCUCAAGGUUGGCUACUCGCAUCCGAUCGAACUGGGAGUGCCGAAGGGCAUUACGGCGAGCACGCCACAGCCUACGCGGAUUCUCUUGGAGGGGAUCGAGAAGCAAGUGGUCAAGCAGUUUGCGGCUGAGAUUCGAGAGUGGCGGAAACCGGAGCCGUAUAAGGGGAAGGGGAUUUUCGUCAACGAUGAGACGAUCAGGCUGAAGGCGAAGAAGAUUAAGUAGUCGAUCAAUCCAGUUGCCCGUUGCAGCUCUACUCCAACCACUCUUCCAGAAUUUCACUAGAGUACUGUAGGUAGCACAUGGCGCAGGCAGGAUUGUACGGUGUUUCGAUAGGAGCAAGGAGACACAUGCGG
Baudoinia panamericana UAMH 10762 is the source of this 958-nucleotide messenger RNA. RefSeq lists its product as uncharacterized. The transcript is spliced from 2 exons. NCBI's taxonomy places the organism in Eukaryota, Fungi, Ascomycota, Dothideomycetes, Mycosphaerellales, Teratosphaeriaceae. Gene Ontology annotation, cellular component: mitochondrial large ribosomal subunit; ribosome. The coding region runs from base 45 to 827 and encodes 260 amino acids. Gene Ontology annotation, biological process: translation. Gene Ontology annotation, molecular function: structural constituent of ribosome; rRNA binding. The record is from RefSeq and is a predicted model, not a curated record.